GUGUGUGUGUACUGUGUGUGUGAUGUGUGUGUGGUGUGUGCGAUGUGUGUGUGGUGUCCACGCCGUCAAUGAACCGGUGGUGUUUUUGUCGUUCAAUGCAGACUGGGAACUUUUUAACUUUAUUGUAUUUUGCUUAAUCUAAUCUCAGAACCUUUUUAUUUAAUUGUCAUGGAAAUUACGGAGAGAUAAAAAAAUAACACCGGCCUCAAUCGCUUCGGCGUUUUCGCGUGAAUUGUUGUGAAAGUGUCGUCUAUCGCGUUAGUAACUAAACUAAAUCUCAACAUGCGGAAACGUUUGCGUUAGUUACGCAAGCGCGCAAGUAGUUCCGGCGCGGCGAGGUUGCGGAUGAACACCGCGGAGCGAGAGGCGUCAGGCGGUGAACUGUACAGAGGCUCUCUCGUCGCCGCUGCUACCUCGCUCGCGUCUCGUCAACUUCGCAAAACAUCAAAAAAAACAUCGCGCCCGUCAAUAGCGUUGCCGCAAUGAGUGGAAAGCGACCGAUCGAUCGCGAGAGCGCGGCCUCUGCCCGCAAGCGCAAAGUGAUCGAUUUGGGUCAGAAGAUGGAAAUUAUAAAGAAGCACGAACGAGGUCAAACUCUGUCGUCCAUCUCGCGCGAACUGGGCCUGGCCACCUCCACGGUGAACACGAUCCUCAAGGACGCCGCUCGCAUCAAGGAGCACGUCAAGGGGCUGGCCCCCUUGACGUCCACCGUGAUCACGAAGCAGCGCUCUGGCGCCAUCUACGAGAUGGAGCAGCAGCUCACGCUCUGGAUGGAGGGCAACGUGGAGGCGCUCAGCCUCGUGGCGGUGCAGGCCAAGGCCAGGAGCUUUUUCGAAGCCGUGAAAGGGAAGCACGGAGACCCCGACGCCUCGUUCGCCGCCAGCCACGGCUGGUUCAACAGGUUCAAGGCUCGCUCGCGAUCCGGCAACGCGGCGGUGAGCGGCGAGGUCGACCAAGGCGCGGUGGCGGAGCUGCUGCUACUGUAUCCACGCGUGCUGAGAAGAAUCAUCGACGAGGGGGGCUACACGGCACGGCAAGUCUUCAACGUGGACGAGACGGGGCUCUUUUGGAAGAGGAUGCCAGAACGGACGUUCCUCUCCAAGGAGGAGAACACGCGGCUGGGAUUCAAGCCUCGCAACGAUCGCCUCUCACUGCUGCUCGGCGCCAACGCGGCGGGAGAUCACAGGCUGAAGCCUCUGCUCGUGUACCAUUCGGAAUGUCCACGAGCCUUCAAGGGCAUCAGCAAGGCCACCCUUCCCGUCUAUUUCCGUUCUAAUCCGACGGCCUGGGUCACGGCGGCAAUCUUCGAGGAUUGGUUCGUCAAUUGUUUUAUCCCCGAGGUGGAGAACUACUGCCGGCACGAGGGCAUCCCGUUCAGGGUGCUGCUCGUGGUCGACAAUGCCCCGAGUCACCCCGCGCACUUGGACGACUUCCACCCGAACGUCAAAGUCGUGUUUAUCCCACCGAACGCAACGUCGGCCCUCCAACCGAUGGACCAGGGGGUGAACGCCAAGUGUAAAGCCUACUACCUGCGCAGGACCCUCGCUCAGGCCUUAGAGGCCACGGAGGGAGACGGCGGCAAGAGCUUGCGCGAGUUUUGGGAAGCCUACGACGUGUACCAAGCCGUCCAGAACAUCGCCAAGGCCUGGGCAGAUGUCACCCAGAGCUGCCUGCACGUGGCCUGGCACAAGCUGUGCCCUCCCCACGCGGUGGAGCCGCAAGGGCGCAGAGGCCCCGAGGUCGACGACGAGUCGCACGCCGAGUUGGCGCAGCGCAUCGUGGCCCUCGCCGCCGAGCUCCGGCUGGAGGUCGACGCCGCCGACGUCGAGGAGCUCAUCGAGUCGCACGGAGCGGAACUUUCUAGCGAAGACCUCGCGGCGCAGGCGGCGGCGGCCAAGUCGGUGGCCGAGGAGGAGGAGGAGGAAGAGGCUCGAGACGAGGCGGCCGAAGAGCCACGACGCUUCGACGCCGCGCAGAUGACCGCCGCGUUCCGCGAGGUCGCCGCGGCCAUGGCGCGCUUCGAGAGGAUGGACCCCAACGCCUCGCGGUUCUUGGAGGUGAACCGAGGCGUCGAGGAGGCGCUGGCCUGUUACAGGGAGAUACACGCAGAGAAGAAGAAGGCGGCCACCGUCAACUCGUCGCUCGAUAAGUUUCAAUUAAGUCGUCGGUCAUUCAGCACCAACACGCGCCUCCCCCCUGAGCUUCACGAGGAGCAAGCCAGCAAUUCCUGCGGCCCCCGGCUCUGUUCCCGCGCGACUGAAAUGGAGCGGCGACAGCCCAUUACCAAGUGGCACCAGUGCGGCCGGUGUACUUACAACACCCACCGCAGGGACCACAUGAGGAUCCACCUGAGGACGCACACGGGGGAGAAGCCCUUCAAGUGCAGUGACUGCGCGAAGGCGUUCACGCAGCUGGGCAGCCUCCAGACGCACCGGAGGACGCACACGAGCCAGAAGCCCUUCAAGUGCACCGUGUGCGACAAGGCGUUCACGCAGCUGGGCAACCUGAAGACGCACCUGAGGACGCACACGGGCGAGAAGCCCUUCAAGUGCGCCGUCUGCGAGAAGGCGUUCACGGUGUCGUCGCACCUCCAGAGGCACCAGAGCACGCACACGGGCGAGAAGCUCUUCAAGUGUACCGUGUGCAACAAGGCGUUUGCCCAGGCGGGGGCCCUUAACAAACAUCAGAAGGUCCACCGGGAGGUUGCGGCGGCGGCGACGGCGGCGUCGACGCCGGGGCGCGAAGGCCAAGACGCCGCUUCGAGCAUGGCUCCCCGGCAAAGGGAACCGGAGGGAAAUCCCGUGCGAGAAGCGCGGCCGGGGGUGAAGGUGAAACGCGAAGCGGACGUGUCCGCCGCCGCCGACGCCGCCCCAAAGCCCGGGCUUCACGGCGGCCACCUGGGUGCCCGUGCCGGGGAGAGGACCCACGGGUGCGGCGUUCGCGGCAAGGCCAUCUUCUGUUCGGGAACCCUGCACAGGCACCGUAAAAUCCACCCGGAGAGGAUGCCCAACUCGAAGCCGCCGCCGCCACCGAGAGAGGCGCCCCACGCGGCCCCGUCGAGCGGACGGGCGUUCAGCCUGGCGGACCAUCUUCGCGGCAUGAGGCACGGGCGUGCAGGCGUCGGCGGGGCGCACGGGUGUACCGAGCGCAGGAGGGCGCCCGUGCCGGCGAGAGAGCUCCCCGGUGCCCGCACGCCGGCGCCUGCCGGCGCGCGGAAGGUGACUCUCGAAGGCGGCGGCCGUGGCGCCGCGGUCACGGCUCCGCCAUCGAAGCGAAAGCGCGAAGGAAAUCCCGGCUUCGAGACGUGGCCUGGCGUCAAGGUGGAAGACGGAGGCGGGAGCUGUCAAUACGCCCCGCCGACCGUCGUGCGGGACUGCCACGGAGAGAGCCGAGGUGGCUGGGCGGCACGGCCGAGGGCGCCACGGGGACGCGGGGGCGCCGCCCCGAGAACGGACGACGAUGACGAGCGCCACGAUGAUGGCGCGUGGGGAGAGGGGGGGGAGGGGGCCCUUCCUUCUUCCUCCGUAGAGGAUGAGGAUGUGAGCGACACGGAGGAUGACGAGGGGUCAUAGAUGCUGUCCUAUGCUUUUUUUUAUUUAUUUUACCAGGUCAGGCCCACACAGAGCUAUGCGUAGGCCGUUUGAUAGCUCAACGAAGUGGCUUAUCAUUAUUGUCGUGUAGAAAUGUAUAGCAGCUAAAUACUAUAAAUGCACGUCGAUUCUACAUGUGGAGGGAAAAACUGGAGGACCCGGUGAAAAAUCCACACGAUCACAGGGAGAUAGACGCGCAAACUCCAAAUAUUCAGCAGGCAUCAGCACCGGGAUGGACCCCACGACCUCCUGCGUACCAGGCGAGGGAGUUAACAUCUCCUAGCCACCAUGGCGCAGGUGGGAGAGGCUCAACUGUUCCACAAGCCCUGGAGGAGGAGGAGCACGUGAAGAACGCACUUUGUUGCAGAGACCGGAGUCAAGAUUAAGUACCCUUCCAAGCACACGUCAAUGUAAUAUUUUCCGCAGUGGUCUUAACAACCCUUUGCCGUUCCGAGGCGUCUGCAUGUUGAUGAGGGGUAGGUUCCGGUCACCGUUGACUCUCGGAACACGCAAGCGGUUCGGCGUUAAUUUUAUUUAGAGAGGCUUUGUAGUGCCGUUGUUGUUAAAGACAUUGUACUCACCGCAGAGAACUGUAGCGACACGAUCGCACCCUGUGAUAGCUUGUUCCAAACUGUGCCACGCCCUCCCACAUGGCCUCGUGGGAGCCUCUUUAUGUUUUCCGACUUUGUUCCGAUACGUACGCAUGUGUACGUCCAUGGAACUGAUGAUGUACACAUACGUCAUCGGAAAGGGAAAGGGUUUAAUAAAUCCCAGUUGCCAUUUAAAUGCAUGGUCGCACUUUCGGGAGAUGUUUGCAGAGACCGAAAAUCGCUUAUUGGAGCGGUGGCGAAGCGGUUAGCGCCCUGCGCUAUGAAAAUCGGCGACCAGAGUUCGAUUUCCGCUCACGGCCAACACCAGUGACAGUUGUCUGAACCGGUGAUGGGCCUCCCCUAUGUUAACUCAGCCUCAAAUCUCUAUCUGAUGCAGUGUGUAAACAUCGCCACUGGGGAGACAAAAGCGGUCGGGCGGGUACUGGCCACCCACCACCUCGUGUGCAGUGGUGCCAGCCUUCGUAGGUAUUACUCGCUAACACAGCACUUGCCUCAACAGUCUAUUAAGGCUAUAUGGGGGAUCUUUGUGUGGGAGACCUCAGCUUUCCGGCUUGGUUAUCGGAUCGUACCACGUGUUGUUCGGCACAGUGUCUGACGUUUCUCUCCACGUGCUGGAGCUUCAGAGAAUUAUACAGCACAGCCGUGAAAACCCACACAGUAGAAAAUGUUGAUAUAAUAAUGUUUUAAUGUUAUAUAUAGCGUCGUCGUUCGCGCAAAUUGCAUCUCACAAUAGCUAAGGAAUCGCAGACGAAGCUGGAAGGUAGCCAGGCGGUUGAGCCGGCGCUAAAAAGUGCUGAAGCCCAAUUAAUGAGUGUUUGUGGAUUAUAUAUCCAUCAAGAGAAUCCGCAUGGAAGGAAAGCGUUUCAACUCAUCUCUUUAGGACAGAUUUUAGUUUGUGGUCCGUUCCCCGCACCUCCGAUUAGCAGAGUUGGCUACGUAAGGUUACGACAGAAGUUCAGUGACAUACUCGCGUGUGUGGGGAGGAUUCCACUCCUGCAGAAACACAAAACAAACAUCGUAAGAUGCACAGGAAGCAGAAGGUGACGUUUUAAUGUGAAGAUCAAGAUCCGAAGAGUGAGUCCAUUUCUCAUAGCAUUACAGGUAGGCCUCUACUUACGAUGCAGAUGCGUUACGACGACCCCAUCGUAAGUCGAAAAUAUCGUAAGUCGAAAAUGGCCCAGCCUACCCAGGAGUCUUGAAGAACAGAGCAAUUUACAGUACCGUACUGUAUAAACUAUAUACUGUAUUUAUUAAUUACAAUACUGUAUUGCACAGUAAAAGUAAAAAACAAGGUAAAUUCUUAGCCUACCUAUAUGAACUGCAAUUUCACAGAAAGCUUUUUCAGGAAAUAAUCCUAUCUGCUAUAAAAACGUUUAACAUGCAUUGAACACCGAUACAACUUAACUCAGUCGACCGCUGGUGAGAGUGAGAGGCAUCACCACACAAGGCGGGAGAUGCGUGCAGUAACAUCCCGGCAGCGUCCCAAUGUGCAGCAUCGUACCUCGUACGCUGCUGCGUUUGCCUGCCGCGCGAAAUGUAAAAUAUUUGACAAUUUUGUCAAAUCGCUAUCGUAAGAUCGAAAUAACGUAAGUCGGAUCAUCGUAAGUCGGGGACUACCUGUGUUGUUCCAUCAGUUUACCCAGGAAAGCCUCGCUUGGUCUCAAGACUCCUUUGAAGGAUCCUUGAAAGGUGUCUCAGCAGAGGGCGACACUUGCGAUGUGCGUCCCAAUCAUCACUCUGUCGGUCCCAAUCAUCACUCUGUCGCGUGUGGUCCAUGAUCUUCAACGUCCGCUCAGAAGCAGACGGCACGUACUAUUUUGUUAUGGUUAAAUACACCACCAACAUAUUUAAAGUCAAGUAGAUAGGUAAAAAAAAUGUAUUUUUUCAUUAUUUUUUUUAACCUAUUUACGUGAUCUUGGUUAUUUCGGUAAAGUCACGUAGAAGGGAAAUAAUAUAAAAAUAAAACAAAAUAAAAAUUCUCACGACGUUUCGGCCACAACACAAGCAGCCGUCCUCAGGUGAAGACAGAGCUGUCGGAAAGACAGCGUCCCAAUGAACACUGCUAAGCUUGGCAGCGUAUAUUUAAGCUGGGUCGGGGGGAGGAGAGCACCUUGACAAAGGAGUUUACAUAUCAACAGCGGAAUUAAGCAUAUUGAUGGAAAAUGCAGAUAUGGGAUUAGUCACUCCUUGUGGAAUGUGUACGUGACUUUACCGAAAAACCCAAAGAAAUAUGAAUUCCUGCAGUCACGAAAGCUUUAAGUCAAGAUUUACACGACUAACAGUAUUGAUCAGGGCGGCCGUGGGGCCUCGAAGCCCGAACCUCCACAAAGCAAGCGGCCACACGCGCUAUCGACCGGCAGGGUUACGAGACGAGAGCAAAACGCAUGGCUGAGAGACCCAUUCCGCCCCCGUGGCCAGCGGUGGAAGGGGACAUGUGAAUACGGAUCGUCCGUUCUGGGACCCCCAACCUCUGCCAGGUCGAGAGGGGAAGCGUGGAGGGCCUCGCCGGAGGUGUGGAGUCAACCGGCAUGUGGGCCUGGUGGAUAUUAUAAACUUUUUUUUACUUUACUAGGUAAGGCCAACCGAGCUAUCGAGCUAUUUUUUCACAAGCGACUUGGCCGCAUGUCACGAUCGCUCAACGAGAGCUGGAUUAUCGUCACGUGAAACGUUAUAGCGGCCAAAUACCCUAGACGCAUGAUGUUGAAGUCGACAUGAGGAGGGGAAAACCCGGGGGACCCGGAGAAAAAUCCACGCAACCAUGGGGAGAGAGAAACACGCAAUCUCCAUAUAUAUAGAGGCAUCAGGGUCGGGAUCGAACCCGCGGCCUCCUGCAUACCAGGCGAGGUAGUUAACAUCUCCUAGCCACCGUUGUAGCCAGGAAUGGGAGGCUAAGGAGCUCCACAGCUAAUUGUAUUUGUACGCAGACUUUAUUAUAAUAUCCCAACUGGAUAGUCCAUGCACUGCUGGCGGAAGUGCCUCCCAACUCUUCUGCUCUCCUUCGACGUCCCGACGUCUUGGAAGACGGGGUUACCCACUCUCUACCCCGCCACGCGUCGUGACCCCUUGUUGACCCGCAGCCUCUGUGCUGACCCUUACGCUGCAUGGCAGUAACGUUGUAGUGCGGUGAUUAAAUGUGUGCCAUGUAAUCGAUCAUAAUCAUUAAAUACGUUGUGAUUUGUGAUCA
This is a messenger RNA of Lethenteron reissneri (Far Eastern brook lamprey), 7385 nucleotides long. RefSeq names its product tigger transposable element-derived protein 1-like. Gene Ontology annotation, cellular component: nucleus. Gene Ontology annotation, molecular function: DNA binding. The record is from RefSeq and is a predicted model, not a curated record. NCBI's taxonomy places the organism in Eukaryota, Metazoa, Chordata, Hyperoartia, Petromyzontiformes, Petromyzontidae.